This is a messenger RNA of Chaetomium fimeti, 2000 nucleotides long. RefSeq lists its product as uncharacterized. The record is from RefSeq and is a predicted model, not a curated record. Bases 359 to 1963 code for a protein of 534 amino acids. The transcript has 2 exons. Lineage: Eukaryota; Fungi; Ascomycota; Sordariomycetes; Sordariales; Chaetomiaceae.
CGGUAAGGUAUCUGCCAGCAACUCGGAUCACGCACCUGCCGUCCUCUUUCUCGAAAAACAACCUCAGGUAGGAUGGUAAUUUGCGAGCACGGAAGCGAUCUUGUUUGCCUGAAACGGGCCAAUCGCAGUUCCAUAAUGUGCAGUGCCAAGUGGUUCCUUCCUUCAACACGAAAACAUACGGCCCCCAACAACACAGGACCUCCGGGUGAACUCGCGAGGCUACUACGCCCAGCAGUGUGCCUGGGCGACUCUUAACCCCGCCCCCAGCCGAUGGAUUUGUGUUGAUAUUUUCAUCCUUCUCUUUCGCAACUGAAUCUCAACCCAGCCUCUGCCAACUAAUGAGAAUACCCUGGUCAUCAUGGCCAGAAUCACGGACUCAGUCACAGCUAUCUUCACCCCAGAUCCGACAUGCUUUGCAUCGUCGAAUCUGUGGCUCCAGGAAAAUUAUCGGUGCGGCACAUACUACACGCCAUUCCAACCGCGACCGACUAAUUCCGUCUCCCUUCCCCCGUGCCCCUUCCCCCGAUUGGGCCCUCUGCCUGCCACAACCCGAGAUGCGAACCACGCCGCUUGCUACCAGUAUAACCCAUAUUCAACUGGAUACACCGCCUAUAGUGAGUGCCCGGAGGGCAUGACGGGCGCUGCCACCGAUACCAGGCAAUGGUAUGAUGGUUCCAUCAGCGUAGUUGAGACAACAUGCUGUCCAACCGCCUACGACUUCAAGGCCCCUAACAGCGCCCCGACUGCUGUCCCCUUUGUCGUCGACGGCACCACCCACCCGGUGACUUUUGGGACCGCGAACCUGUGCAAAGCCACGUCCAUCAGGGACUUCUCGGACCAGGUAGUGACCGUGACUCUUUCCACGUCGCCUCUCUCAACAACCGAGUUGCCAUGGGAUUACGAGCACGGCUUCCUUGUGGCGGAACCGGCCCGCAUCGUCCGGUACCUCUACCCCGACGAGCAGGCCGGCACAACCUCAACCUGCUUCGGCUACCGCUGCCAGUCGACCCCCAUCAGCCAGACCAGAACCACCCCCACUUCUGCCCCGACCGAUUCUUACAUCCCGCCCCCUUCGCCAGCGGUCACCCAAUUUACCCCCGCACCAUCCUGCGUCUCGGAUUCUAACCUCUGGAUCGUGUCGGCAAGCUGCUUUCUCAACGACGACGUCUCCCUCCGCAGCCCGCCCUGGCUGCAGUGCACCUAUACGGCCGCCGGCGACCCCGACCCCUCUGAUACGUCUUGCUAUCAGGGCCGCACCUCCACUGUUAUCAGCGGUACGCCCACCUUCUACUCGGCCUGCCCGGCGGGGUACACGAAAGCGUGGGGGACCACGUCCCAACCCUACGAUCUGCCGCACUACGACGGCAACAAGUCAACCACGUACGACGUCUACGCAACCAGGAACGUGUGUUGCCCGUCGGUGUUCGGCGACGGGAUUUCCUUCACCACCACCGAGAUCAGCACGACACGGACCGUGUACGAGGGCCGGUCGCACAACAUCCGCAUCUACGUGGUGCCGGGAUGCGUGGCGUCGAGCGUGUCGCAGUACCGCGACCGCACCGUCACUAUGGGCCUAUACAGCGACGCCCGCGUGUGGGACAAGAAGAAGCGCCAGGGCGUCGAGUACGGCUCCACCACCGCCGUCUGGGACGUCGCUCAUGACACCCUCUUUGCCAACGCGCAGCAUCUCAGCUGGACCGUCUUCCACGGCACCUACACCUGCUAUGAGAACUGUGAUGACUAUUUUACGUACUCGUACCAUAAUACCGAUCCCAACUACACCCCGCCACCGACCACCGCUGUGACGACCACGACGGCGGAUGCGGAUGCGGCAGAGGUGGCGACUUCGACCUCGACCGCCGCGGCUGCCGCGAUGGUCAAGGGGGACGUGCAAGUUGGCCGGCUGUCGGUUGUGGUGGUUAUUGUGACGGUCGUGCAGGUUGCUUUAGGGGCAUUGGUGUGAAGUCCCCGGCUAGCAAGAUAGCAGGGUUUGCCUAGGG